GGCGCUUUCCGAGGAAAUUCGGGACUCGAGUUUCCCGGGGAAGAGGCGCGGCCUGAGCCCGGCGAGGGUGGGCAGGGCAGGCGCAGGUGGACCCCGGCGGCCCCCGAGCCCCGCUGUGACCUUGGCCGCGGGGGAGGGGCUGGGCCGCUGCGGGGCAGUCGCGGCCGCCAGAGGGGGCAGCGGAGAAGAACUUGCCCAACUUGGCGGCGCGGGCUGGGGCGGCUCUGCGCCUCCGCGCCCGCCUCCCUGGCCUCCGCCUUCUCCCCUCCCGAGAGCCUCCUCCCCUCCCGCGAGCCUCCUCCCCUGGGCCCUCCUCCCGUCCUCCCCGCCGCCGCCGGUCCCGGUGCGCGCCCAUCCCUGCCCGCAGCCCCGCGCGCCGGCCGAGUCGCUGAGCCGCGGCUGCCGGACGGGACGGGACCGGCUGGGCUGGGCGCGCCCCCCAGGCCCCGCCGUGGGCAUGGGCGCACUGGCCCGGGCGCUGCUGCUGCCUCUGCUGGCCCAGUGGCUCCUGCGCGCCGCCCCGGAGCUGGCCCCCGCGCCGUUCACGCUGCCCCUCCGGGUGGCCGCGGCCACGAACCGCGUGGUUGCGCCCACCACGGAAGCCGGGACCCCUGCCGAGCGCCACGCCGACGGCUUGGCGCUCGCCCUGGAGCCUGCCCUGGCGUCCGCCGCGGGCGCCGCCAACUUCUUGGCCAUGGUAGACAACCUCCAGGGGGACUCUGGCCGCGGCUACUACCUGGAGAUGCUGAUCGGGACCCCCCCGCAGAAGCUACAGAUUCUCGUUGACACUGGAAGCAGUAACUUUGCCGUGGCAGGAGCCCCGCACUCCUACAUAGACACAUACUUUGACACAGAGAGGUCUAGCACAUACCGCUCCAAGGGCUUUGACGUCACGGUGAAGUACACACAAGGAAGCUGGACGGGCUUCGUUGGAGAAGACCUCGUCACCAUCCCCAAAGGCUUCAAUAGUUCUUUUCUUGUCAACAUUGCCACUAUUUUUGAAUCAGAGAAUUUCUUUUUGCCUGGGAUUAAAUGGAAUGGAAUACUUGGCCUAGCUUAUGCCACGCUUGCCAAGCCAUCAAGUUCUCUGGAGACCUUCUUCGACUCCCUGGUGACACAAGCAAACAUCCCCAACGUUUUCUCCAUGCAGAUGUGUGGAGCCGGAUUGCCCGUUGCUGGAUCUGGGACCAACGGAGGUAGUCUUGUCCUGGGUGGAAUUGAACCAAGUUUGUAUAAAGGAGACAUCUGGUACACCCCUAUUAAGGAAGAGUGGUACUACCAGAUAGAAAUUCUGAAAUUGGAAAUCGGAGGCCAAAGCCUUAAUCUGGACUGCAGAGAGUAUAACGCGGACAAGGCCAUCGUGGACAGUGGCACCACGUUGCUGCGCCUGCCCCAGAAGGUGUUUGAUGCAGUGGUGGAAGCUGUGGCCCGUGCAUCUCUGAUUCCAGAAUUCUCUGACGGUUUCUGGACUGGGUCCCAGCUGGCGUGCUGGACGAAUUCGGAAACACCUUGGUCUUACUUCCCUAAAAUCUCCAUCUACUUGAGAGACGAGAACUCCAGCAGGUCAUUCCGUAUCACAAUCCUGCCUCAGCUUUAUAUUCAGCCCAUGAUGGGGGCCGGCCUGAAUUACGAAUGUUACCGAUUCGGCAUUUCCCCAUCCACAAAUGCACUGGUGAUCGGUGCCACAGUGAUGGAGGGCUUCUACGUCAUCUUUGACAGAGCCCGGAAGAGGGUGGGCUUUGCAGCGAGCCCCUGUGCAGAAAUUGCAGGUGCUGCAGUGUCUGAAAUUUCCGGGCCUUUCUCAACAGAGGACAUAGCCAGCAACUGUGUCCCCGCUCAGUCUUUGAGCGAGCCCAUUUUGUGGAUCGUGUCCUACGCGCUCAUGAGCGUCUGUGGAGCCAUCCUCCUUGUCUUAAUCGUCCUGCUGCUGCUGCCGUUCCGGUGUCAGCAUCGCCCCCGCGACCCUGAGGUCGUCAAUGAUGAGUCCUCUCUGGUCAGACAUCGCUGGAAAUGAAGAGCCAGGCCUGACCUCAAGCAACCAUGAACUCAGCUAUUAAGAAAAUCACAUUUCAAGGGCAGCAGCCGGGAUCGACGGCGGCGCUUCCUCCUGUGCCCACCCGUCUUCAAUCUCUGUUCUGCUCCCAGAUGCCUUCUAGAUUCACUGUCUUUUGAUUCUUGAUUUUCAAGCUUUCAAAUCUUCCCUACUUCCAAGAAAAAUAAUUAAAAAAGAAACUUCCUUCUAAACCAAAACAGAGUGGAUUGGGCUGCAGGCUCUAUGGGGUUCAUUAUGCCAAACUGUCCACAUGUGCCACCAAUGCAAAACAAAACCAAGCCUUGGCUAGUUCUCUUCUCUCUUCAAUCUCUGGAAAAAUAAGUGCAUAUAGUUGAUAACCCCUCUUAGCUUACAGGAAUCUUGUUGUAUUAAUCGCCUUUGAGGGUAUUUUGCACCAGACCUCAACCUGGGUCAAAGUGGUACAAGAAGGCUUGCAGUAUGAUGGCAGGAGAAUCAGCCUGGGGCCUGGGGAUGUAACAAAGCUGUACCCUUCAUACUUGGAAACAGAGCCACAGGCCCCUUUUGUGGGUUUCUCUGUGCUCUGAAUGGGAGCUAGAAUUCACUAGGAGGUCGUCAACUGAUGGUCCUCACAAGCCUCUUCUGAAGAUGGAAGGCCUUUUGCCCGUCGAGGUAGAGGGGAAGGAAAUCUCCUCUUUUGUACCCAAUACUUGUGUUGUAUUGUUGGUGCGAAAGUAAAAACACUACCUCUUUUAAGACUUUGCCCAGGGUUCUGUGCCUGGGUGGGGGUGCAGGCAGCCUUGACCAUGGCUGUUCCCUUUACCCAAAAGAAUUAUCCCAACAGCCAAGACCCAACAGGUGCUGAACUGUGCAUCGACCAGGAAGAGUUCUGUCACCAAGCUGGCCACUAUCACAUAUGCUUACUCUUGCUUAAAAUUAAUAAAUCAUGUUUUGAUGAGAAAAAACUA
Messenger RNA from Nomascus leucogenys (northern white-cheeked gibbon), 2979 nucleotides. RefSeq names its product beta-secretase 2 (gene BACE2). Gene Ontology annotation, cellular component: trans-Golgi network; membrane; endosome. Gene Ontology annotation, biological process: membrane protein ectodomain proteolysis; amyloid-beta metabolic process. Lineage: Eukaryota; Metazoa; Chordata; Mammalia; Primates; Hylobatidae. The record is from RefSeq and is a predicted model, not a curated record. Gene Ontology annotation, molecular function: aspartic-type endopeptidase activity.